AUGGAUCUAUCCCAAGUCCGAACAGACAUAGCCGAAAUGAAGAAUAGUAUUGAUUCUAAAUUAGAUGAUUUAGCUGGGAGAAUGAGCACUAUAGAGUCACGCGUCAGCGCGCUUGAAGACUGCAAAACGGAACUUGAUGACGUCAAAAAAACACUCAACGACAUCAUGACAGACUCUAGGAAAAAUGAGCAGUGGGUCCGGCGCUCAAAUAUUCAGAUUAACGGAGUUCCUGAAACAAAAGGAGAGAAUCUCUUCACUGUGAUAAACAGCUUAGCAGAAGCGUGCGGCUUUUCGUUGAACACGAAUACUGAUAUCGACUUUGUUACCCGGGUCGCCGUGAGAAACGAUACGGACAACUCCAAACCAAAGCCUAUUAUAGUGAAGAUGCAGGCUCGCUAUAAAAAGGAUGACUUUAUGGCGUGUCUGCGUAAACUGAAAAAUUUAAAAGCCGCUGACCUGGGUUACGGUGCUAGCCCGAAUAAAAUUUAUAUAAACGAUCACCUGUCCAGCUACAACAAAUUCCUUCUCAAAGAAGCGAAGCAACGGGCCGCUGCGAAAGAAUAUAAAUUCUGCUGGGUUCGUAACUGCACUGUCAUGGUUCGCCGCAACGAGAACUCGCCAAUUAUCUAUAUUACGUCUGAAGAUUCUUUAAACAAAAUUGUAUAA
Cydia strobilella is the source of this 666-nucleotide messenger RNA. RefSeq lists its product as uncharacterized. Gene Ontology annotation, molecular function: single-stranded RNA binding. The coding region runs from base 1 to 666 and encodes 221 amino acids. The transcript has a single exon. Gene Ontology annotation, cellular component: ribonucleoprotein complex. Gene Ontology annotation, biological process: retrotransposition. The record is from RefSeq and is a predicted model, not a curated record. Lineage: Eukaryota; Metazoa; Arthropoda; Insecta; Lepidoptera; Tortricidae.